Molecule: messenger RNA, 1691 nt
Organism: Saccostrea echinata
Lineage: Eukaryota; Metazoa; Mollusca; Bivalvia; Ostreida; Ostreidae
Exons: 10
Coding region: 21-1688 (555 amino acids)
Cellular component (GO): membrane
Molecular function (GO): wide pore channel activity
Source: RefSeq, a predicted model, not a curated record
UGUACAUGUAGUUAGUAAGAAUGAGUACAAUAUACCCUGCGUUGUUUAUGAUUCUGUUGAGUUUUUCGACGGCUCGGCAAGAAGAUCUUCACUAUAUCGGGGUAGGAUAUAACUUACUGACCGGAAAUCCUGAUGGGAGCUUGGUUUCCAACGGAGGAGUCGAUCCAGGCCUACUGUACACCAGGAAAAUCUUUGAGGUUACCGAACAUGACUCACCAAAAAGAGUACAAAUCGAACACCGCCAUAGUUGUGCUAAUAAGAACACAACUUCUAUGUACUAUGGAACCAAAUCGUACCAAGACAAACUAAAACUUGGUGUAAAAACUUCAGGUGGCGCAAGUGUAGGGUUAGCCUCGUUUUCAUUCACCUUAAGUGGAAGAUACCAACAAGCUCAUAAUAAAACAAAUUUAGAACACAAUAUAAUUCAGGAUCAGCAAAAUCUAUGUAAUCUUGGUCGAGUGCGUUACAUGACUGAAUUAGCCCAUGCAGGCAAAUUUCCCAUUACCCAAAGCUUUGCUGCAGCUAUUUGUUCACUUCCGGUGACAUACAACCAAUCGACUUACAUGAACUUUUUAGAUCAAUGGGGGACGCACAUAACGAUUGAAGUUGAGCUUGGCAAAAAACAAAUUAGCCGCUCGCAAAGUUCCUUCAAACAAUUUGUGGAGCAAGUGAGGAAGUCUGGAGACUUUGACUUAGAUGUCGGAGGAUCGUAUCUCGGAUUUUCCGCAUCUCUAGGAAUCAAUUUUGAUACAUUCAAACAAAGUAGCAGUUUUAAUCAGAACUAUGGAACCUAUCAGUACACUCUGCAGUCCGGCUCUGAAACCCUCCCGGAACCGAUUAGUCUGAAACUACAGACCAUUGAUGAAGCCCUGCAACCCGUAUUCUGGCAGAGAUUUGAUGAUUUAAUCGCCGCAGGUAUUUGCUCAGCUGAUGACCAAAUACGACUACAAUUAAGAAGAUCACAUUUAAUCCGAUCUUUGGAGGAUUAUGCAGCAUACAAAAUGGCACCUACUCCUACUGACCCUAAACUGAUUAUCCCAGUCACGUGGCCGAAAGGUACAUACGGAUUAAUGAUGACGACUUCCAGGUGUCCUUCCGAACACUCCUUUUCCUGGCACACUGGUUACGUCAUACAAGACACGGAAGACUUUCAUAACCAUAAUUCCUGGUCUUCAGAUAUUCAUGUAUCUGGUGAAAAGGAUGACAAAAGAAUUGCACAAGUCUUCUGCAUAAAAGGAAGCACGCAGGUCUCCGAAUUUGACAUGAACUGGCCAAAAGGAGAUUACUGUAUCCUAAAAUAUGGCAGUUGCCCAGAUGGCUUUUCCUAUGGAUCCAUAGGAUGGGAUGACGAAGACCCUGGAGAUAGAAAUCAACAACAUGGAACUCUACCUGAUGGAAGGUUUGACAGCAAUACCAAGAUUGACUACUGCUGCAGGAGUGACGGGCUUCCAACAGAAGAAAUUGUUUUGCCAAAAGACAAACCAUUUAUAUUGCUACGUCAUAAGCGUGGGUGUCAAGAGGUCGUGGGGAUGAAUGUAAGAGAGGAAACCAUUUCGUGGGAUACAGAAGAUGUACACAACCAAGACAUUCGAUCCGGUGACCACCCUUAUGAGGAUGGCGGUGAAAAUAUAAGACUGCAUUUCUGUUACUAUUCUCCCAAAACUUCUGUGACAUCCGUGGUGGGCUAAUGU